Plasmodium vinckei vinckei is the source of this 1155-nucleotide messenger RNA. Its product is annotated as pre-mRNA-splicing factor CWC24, putative. Gene Ontology annotation, cellular component: U2-type spliceosomal complex. The transcript has a single exon. Gene Ontology annotation, molecular function: metal ion binding. NCBI's taxonomy places the organism in Eukaryota, Apicomplexa, Aconoidasida, Haemosporida, Plasmodiidae. Gene Ontology annotation, biological process: snoRNA splicing. The record is from RefSeq and is a predicted model, not a curated record. Bases 1 to 1155 code for a protein of 384 amino acids.
AUGUUUAAAAAGAGAACUAUAAGUAAUAUAAAAAAUAAGAAGAAAAUCGAAGACAUAAAAGAGGAUAAGGAAGAUAAUGAAAAUGAUGACACAUUUAAAAAUACUGAUGAAAAAGAUACAAUUAAUAAACUAUGGAAUGUAAAAGAGAAAGGAGAUGAUGAUGACGAUGAUGCUGUUUGUAAAUAUAUAUUUAAAAAGAAAUUAAAAAAGAUAGAUGAAGAAAAUAAACUUAAUUUAAAAAAAAAAUCACAUAAAUUAAUCAUACAAUCGAAAAGUGAAAAUAAUAAAGAACCAAAUGAAAAGGAUGAAGAUAAAGUAUAUAAAGGUGAAUUUAGUGAAUCUAAAAAUUAUGGUUCUUAUGAAAUCGAUAAAGAUUGGAAAAAUGAUCAUAGAGCUAUAAUGGAACGAAAUAUUGAAAUUGGAGAAGAAAUAUUAAAAGGUAAUUUAAAAGCGAAUAUUUAUAGAGGAAAAGAUGCGCAUGAAAAGGCAUUGAUGAUAAAAAAAGAUAGUUUAGCAAAGAAUAAAUAUACAGGGCUAUAUGGGCCAGUUCGAAAUACUGGAGCAAAUGUAAGAGUUACUUUAAGAAUAGAUUAUGAACCUUGCAUAUGUAAGGAUUAUAAGGAAACAGGAUAUUGUGGGUUUGGAGACACAUGCAUAUAUUUGCAUGACAGAAGUGACUAUAAAAGUGGUUGGAAAAUUGAACAGGAAUAUGAAGAAAAGCGAAAACGAAAUGAAGCUUUAAGAAAAGAAAAAUUGGAAAAGUGGAAUCAAAAAAUGUUAAAAAAAUUAAAAGAAAAAGAAGAAAAGUUAAAUAAUAACGAUGGUGAAAAUGGUGAUAAUGAAAAUAAUAGUGAUGAUAAAUCUUCAAAUGAAUUAUCCGUAAAUUCGAUGUCAGAAGAUGAGAAUUUGUCUAAUGAAAGCUUAAGUGAUGAUGAAAAUAACUUGCCAUUUGCUUGUAUAAAAUGUAAACAAAAAUGGAAGUUGGAAAUGAAUCCAAGUGUUACAGAAUGUUCCCAUUAUUUUUGUGAAAAAUGUUUUAUGGAAAUGUUCCAGAAAAAUAAAAAAUGUUUCAAGUGUGGAUUGCAAUUGAGUGGAAUAAUGAAUGCAGCCAACAAUAUUAUUGAUAUUUUAAAUAAAAAAAACACUUCGAAAUAA